Molecule: messenger RNA, 3222 nt
Organism: Thecamonas trahens ATCC 50062
Lineage: Eukaryota; Apusomonadida; Apusomonadidae
Exons: 1
Coding region: 1-3195 (1064 amino acids)
Biological process (GO): intracellular signal transduction; cyclic nucleotide biosynthetic process
Source: RefSeq, a predicted model, not a curated record
AUGCGGGACAAAGGCGGCUCUGCUCAUAGCCACCAAGCAGCGUCGCUGCGACGGGAGAAGGAGGAGCUGCUUGCCAGACUUGCCCACGCUCAGUCUGUGGCCUCGCUGGCCUGGUCGGCGGCCGACUUGGCAGCGGCGCAGGCGAGGUCGGUGGUGUCUACCUGCCGCACUGUCUGUCGAUCACGGCUAGCAGCACUGGCCAAGGUCCAUGCGGAGAGCCGCGCUCUGGUUGAGGCUCAUAACAAGGCUAUCGCGGCCUUCACCCACCGCAUCCAGCAGUACAAGCUGGCUGCCGAGGCUGGGACCGCAGACGUUGCGCUCUCGGCGGAGAACUCGGCGCAUCUUGCACGCCAGCUCGCCGAUGAGACCAAGCAGCGGGUGCAAGCUCAGGCUGCGCUGGCCGCGCUGCGCGCCGAGAAGUUUGCCGGCGACGAGACCUCGCACAGCCUGCUCGCCGACAUUACCGGCCUGCAAGCAGCACUCGCCGACGAGCGCGAGACCUCCGAGCUGGCCCGCAAAGAGUGCUUCCGGCUCCGCAAGGACCACGAUGCGACCGACGCUGACCGCGAUGCCGCGCUUGCGGAGCGCGAUGCCGCGCUCGCCCGUAUCGAUGCGCUCUCCAAAGCGCUUGCCGACCAGCAUGCCGUCGUUGCCACUGUCGAGGACGAGCUGGCUCUGGCCCAGGCCCAGGUCGAGCCGCUCCGCUCGCGCAACGAGACGCUGGCGCUGAUCAACGCCCGAUUGACCACGCAGGUCAAGACACUCCGUGCGGCAGUGCCGUCCGACAAGCUCGACGAGCUGGACCUCACCGCGUCAUCCGGGGUGGCCACCCCGAAGCUCGACGUCAGUGGGCUCCACACCUCGUUCGAAGACUCGCUCAAGAUGCUUUUCCCGGGCGCCAACUCCCGCGCUGAUGCCGCCUCUAACAACGCUCCGACCUCGCGUUCCGUCCUUAACGCGCUCGCCGCCGCUCGGUCGCGCCGGGUCUCGUCGCUAGCCUUUGUCCGUGACUCGUUGCUUCCUGCAAGCACCGCGCUCAUCGACGAGCUGGCCGAUGCUCAUGCCACAGCCACAGCCAUCAACGAGCGGAACGCCGAGCUGGAGGCCGAGCUCCGCGUGGUGCGGACCGCGACGACUGCAACCAUUGCGACGGCAGCAGCUUCGGCCGCCGCAGCCGCAGCCGCUGGCGCUAGUGCUAGUGCUGGCGCUGGCGCUAACAACGAGGAGGAUGACAAUGAGCCCACUGAUACUGCGUCAGACGGCACUGUCGAGGAGCGGUCGUCGGCAGCGUCGCAGGAGGCGGUUGCAGCCGCGCAGGCUCGCAUCGACGAGCUGCUUGUGAUGCAAGCCAAACUGUCAGACGCGCUCAAGGCUGCCGCAAGCCGAGCGCAGACAACCGAGCUAGUCAUUGCUCGCCUCACCGCCCAGCUCCACUUUGCCCAAGAAGAGUCGCGGGCAGCGCGCCUCUCGACCGAACCGGCGCCAACCGGCUCGGUGGCGCUCAUGUUCACCGACGUGCUGUCGUCGACCAAGCAGUGGGCCGCAAACCCGCAGGUCAUGUCCGAGGCGCUCACCCUCCACAACGCGCUCAUUCGGUCAGUUCUGGCGUCGUUUGGCGGGUACGAGGUCAAGACCGAGGGCGAUGCGUUCAUGGUCGCGUUUUCGUCGCCGCGUUGCGCGGUCGCGGCCGCGCUUGCCAUCCAAGAGCAGCUGCUUGAGGUCGACUGGCCGCCCGAGCUGCUGGAGAAUCCUGCGUCGGCGGUCGAGAUGGCCGACGACGACGGCAUUGAACGGGUCAUCUACCGCGGCCUACGGGUCCGCAUUGGCAUCCACUACGGUGAGCCGAUGGAUGCGCCCGACCCGAUCACCAAGCGCAUGGACUACUUUGGGCCAAUGGUCAAUCUCGCGGCAAGAGUCGAGUCGGUGGCGCAGGGUGGACAGGUUGUCGUCUCGAAUGCACUCCUGGACCAGCUCGCACCCGAGUUCCUCUCCUCGGUCGUAGUCUCGGAACUUGGCAAGCACGAGCUCAAAGGUAUCCCCCAACCCAUUGUUCUUCACGCCAUCGCCACUGAGCUCCUUGCGCUACGCACGUUUGAAGAUCCGGCGGCAGUCGCGGCUGCAAUGCAGGCGGCCAAAGAAGCUAAGGCGGCCAAGACUCUGGCGUUCGAGACCGCAAGUACAUCCGCGCUGGUGACACAUGGUCCUCCGUCCCAACUAGGCUCUCGCUUUGCGACGUCAUCGCUCGCAUCGGCUCUUGUCUCGCCGGCUGGCAUGCGGUCCCACUCGGUCGCCGAACUCCGCCAGUCGCUGCUCAACGAGUCGGUCUCGAUGGCGCUCUCGAUGAUCAACUCGCGACAGCCGACGCCGUCACCGAUGUUUUCGGUCAUGGCUACCGAGCUGCAGGAGAUUUCAAGCGAGAACAAGCGAGUGGAAGAGCUGCUGGCCAACGUUUCGUCCGAGCUCCGCGCCAUGUCGCACGACACCGUCAGCCUGCAGGACACCAUCCGUGAGGUGGCGACCUUUACCGCUGCCGCUGCAUCGCCGGUCAUCUCGCUCCCGCGCGACCUGGUGCUCGACGGCCUUGACUUUCGUCAGCUGCAGGCGCUGCAACGGCAGCAUCUGUGGAUCCGCGAACAAGCAGGCGUCCUGCAGCAGUGGAUCGACGCGCUGGAAGAGACGCUCCGGGACUACCGUACGCAGUCAGUGACCAAUGCUGAGCACGCCGAGCUCCGUACCUCAUAUCAGGCCGCACAAGCCCGCAUCGCCCAGCAGCGCAAGCUGAUCAAGACCCUCAAGGCCGCAGUAACCGCCCAGGCCCGCGAGGAUGCAGGUCUCUCGUCACCAGGUCUCUACAAUUCGAUCUCGCUCUCGAACGCGACGCUGACGGCCACAACCAGCUCGUUGAUCGAGGCCCCAUCCAUGCCUUCGCUGGCGCAAUCUACUCCCCCGCCCAAGUCCAACCCGCCACCGACGACGCGCCACACGCCCGACUCGCGCCCAGCCCCGCUCGCCAGCGUUGUCCAGACUCGCGGGCUUGUCAAGCGUGCAUCAACAGCGUGGCUGGCGCGGAUGCGCGCGUCGGCACUCAAGCGCGAUGCCAAGAAGCACGCCUCCAGGUCGCCGUCUUCGUCCAGCCUCGCAUCGCCCACGACCUCGGCGCUCUCGCGCGCCGGCUCGUCAUCUUGGCGUCCGUGAGAGAACAUGAACAACUGCAUGCCACCA